Messenger RNA from Stegostoma tigrinum, 4761 nucleotides. It is a transcript of the gene qsox1, whose product is annotated as quiescin Q6 sulfhydryl oxidase 1. The coding region runs from base 375 to 2630 and encodes 751 amino acids. The record is from RefSeq and is a predicted model, not a curated record. Gene Ontology annotation, biological process: protein folding. Gene Ontology annotation, cellular component: Golgi membrane. The transcript has 12 exons. Gene Ontology annotation, molecular function: flavin-dependent sulfhydryl oxidase activity; protein disulfide isomerase activity. Lineage: Eukaryota; Metazoa; Chordata; Chondrichthyes; Orectolobiformes; Stegostomatidae.
GAGAGCUUCAAGACGCAACGAGGCGCCGAAUAAAAAAAUGUUCGUGCAAACUCGUUAGCGUUCUGCGAAAUUACAUUUGCAAAUAUGAAUUGCACACGACUAGAGCUUUUCCCGCACGGUCUGAUCUUUGGUCUCUGCACGUUGCCCGAUGUAAAUGUUACGAAAGAGAGAGGAAAAAAAUGGCAGAAACGAGCGGAGAUGCAAACGAGUUGAGAGGAAUUAUUUGCUUUGGGGCACAUGAUUGAAUCUGGGCGAAAGGGAUUUUAGUGAAAGGUAGCCUCGCUCCUCCCUCUUGACUCCCCGCACGUAGGACAAUGUGUGGGUUUGCUGAAGGUUAGAGGUCGGUCUGGCAGCAACAGAGUGAUCGCCCAGACAUGGCGCAGCGCCGGGAUGCGGUGUUUGCCUUCGUGAUUUUCCUGCUGGCAGCGCCCGGAUCGGUCAACGGAGCUGGCCUUUACUCCCCGAACGACAACAUCGCCGUCCUGGACACCGACAACUUCGACCGCAUCCUGUACAACUGCAGCAACGCCUGGUUGGUGGAGUUCUACGCGUCCUGGUGCGGACACUGUGUCAACUUCGCUCCUGUGUGGAAGGCUCUGGCGAACGAUAUCAAAGAAUGGAGGCCUGCAGUGAGGCUGGCAGCUGUCAACUGUGCAAAUAGUAAGAAUGCAAAAAUCUGUCGAAGUUUUCGAGUGACCGUCUAUCCAACAAUAAAGUUCUUUCGAGCGUUUUCAAAACCGUUCUUCAAGGGAGAGAUGCUCAACGAUGCUGAUUCCAAGUCCACUUUAGUAUCUCUGCGCCAUCAUAUCAUUGACCUACUGGAGCAACAUGGAGAGACUGAGUGGCCCCCAGACUGUCCCCCGUUGGAACCAGCCAGCAUGGCAGAGGUCCAGAAUUUCUUUACUGACAACAAGGUUUGGUACUUGGCACUGAUUGUUGAAGAAGAGAGCUCCUACCUGGGUCGAGAGGUGACCCUGGAUAUGCUGCAGUAUGAGAACAUUGCUGUGCGCAGAGUUCUGAGCAGUGAGGAGAACCUCACCACAACGCUUGGUGUUCAGGAGAUCCCCUCUUGCUACCUGUACUUUGCCAACAACACCUUCAGAAGUGUCACAGUGAGAAUGCCAACCCGCACUUUCUACACCUAUUACUUACGCCGGUUACCAGGGGUGAUGCGUGCCAUUCAUGACCUGCCUGCACCAGACUCCACAAACAUUACUACUGCCGCACCAUGGAGAGACUUUGACAGUUCCAAAGUAUACAUGGCUGAUCUGGAGUCAGCGCUGUACUACUCUCUCAAAGUGGAGGUGGGAACACAUCAGGAGCUGUCUGGAAAGAACCUCACUGCCCUGAAACACUUCUUCAAUGUGCUCACAAAGUUCUUUCCUGGGCGACCCUUUGUCAUGAAGUUGCUUCAAAUCACUAACUCGUGGCUGGAAGAGGGUAACAUGGCACCAAUCUCCUACAAUGUUUAUAUUGAUGUGCUAAACAACAAGAAUGGGACCACUGGGGCCCUGUUGCCAGACGGACUGAACUGGGUAGGUUGCCAGGGCAGUAGGCCUCACUUCCGAGGUUACCCGUGCUCAAUGUGGACACUAUUUCACCUCUUGACGGUGCAGGCUGCAAAAUACAAUAAAUCGAUGGCUCACAGGCAAGAGACUACACAGGCCGACGCCCUGGAGGUGCUGUACGCCAUGAGACAGUAUGUCAAACACUUCUUUGCCUGUGGAUAUUGUGCCAAACAUUUUGAAGCCAUGGCGCAGGAGUCCAUGGACAGGGUCAGCAGCUUUGAUGAGGCUAUCUUGUGGCUGUGGUCUCGGCACAAUCGGGUGAACAGCCGGCUGGCAGGUGCACGAUCUGAAGAUCCAAAAUUUCCAAAGCUCCAAUGGCCACCUCCAGAUAUGUGUGCAAAAUGCCACAGUGCACGCAAUGGAGAGCAUGUGUGGAUUCGAGAUGAAGUGCUAACAUUUCUCAAGGCCCAUUAUUCUCCUCAGAACAUUGAUUACAGUUACCUGGAAGGGGAGCAGGAGCUACUGAGGAAACAGAAACCGAGGGAAGAAAUUCAGCAGGGCCACCAGAAGGAACUGCUAAAAGAAGAGGAGGAAGAAGAAGAAAAUGAAGAAGAAGAAAUGACGGAGGAGACACCAAGAAAUGUUGAGAUCUCCAAAACCGUAACAGGUAUAAGAAGGGAAGGGAGUCAAAAGAGGACUUUCAUUAAGGGAAAGCAAAUUCCCAGGAGGCAAGAAGAUGAUAUUGUGGACUUAGACUCAUUUGUGAAUGAGCAGUACAAAAGCCAAGCUUUGAAGCAGAGGGCUGAAAAUCAGAGGGAGAGCCAAGUGAAUGAGGGACUCCGUAGAUCACAGCUACACCUACAGUCCAUUGAUGACUCUGAGUCACUUGACCGUGCCGUGCUUCAGUCGAGAUUGCAGAAACGAGCAAUUGAGAGUAGGCAUCUUGGAGCUAUAGCCAGGCCUCAUUGGCUGACCAUGCUGGGAAAGAGCCUGUCCCGUACAGAUAUUAGCCUUUGUGUGCUGCUGUAUGUCCUGUCCUCUCUGUGCCUGCUGUCCAUGUAUCUCUAUUUCAAAAUGAGGUUUCGUUGGCGGAAAUGGAAAAGCGGUUUUGCAUCCGCUUGAUUAGGAAUAGCGUGUAGCAUGGAAAGAAAUGAUGGAAUGAAUGCAUGGACUAUGUAGGCCACAGGGUGUGAAAUAACUUUUGUUUUUUUUCUCUCCUCAGAUUAACUCUAUGUAGAUGAAGAAGUCCUUGACAUAGAAACAAUUUGGAAUAUCACUUACCUGUAUUUGGGGUGAACACAUUUUCUUUGGAUCUCUUAUACCAUUAUGGUCACAUGAUUACACAAUAAGGAACACUAGAUUUAGCAGAUUGCAGCUAAUUUCUGUUAUCCAGCUUUUUUAAAGAAAAAUCCAUAUCUGAAUGUCUGGCUCUCCAAAAAUGUCCCACUUUUCUUGGAAAGGACUCCUGUUGAGAAAGAAAUUGAGUACACUUGACUUAGUGCAAUGCAUAGCUGCUAUAAAUUCACCAAAAUUGACUUUGAUAAGCAUCUUACAUGAAAGUUGAACAUAACAAAGGUCUGUCAGACUAUGGUCAGUAUCCAUGUUUCCAGGCCUGCUCAAUCACUGGGGGAAAGUUGAGGACGAAUGGGAAACUGACCACACUUUUCCCUACAAAUAUCUUUUCAAGUGAAUACCUUUGAAACAUUCCUGGAGCGCGAACCAUGAUCCCUUCUUAGAAAUAAUCUUGUUCAAUGGCAUGACGAAGUGGGCAGAUGCUCCCAAUUAAGUAGCAUGUUUUUACACCACUAAGUUCUUAUCUUGGGAGACCCUUUCAUGAGAGAAGCUCAAUUAGGAGGCUAAAACGUUACCAAGUGCAAAUAAUUUGCUUGCAGAUUAGAACGCCAGAUGGAUAUUAAUCUCCCAGUUUGUGUUUGUGAGGGGUGGGGAGGGGGUGCCUUUCCUUCUUUCUCAAGUUGGAGCUGGAAAUCUUUAAGUGGUCAUUGGCAACAAACUGAAGUUGAAUGAAAUUUCGGGCCUUCAGGUAGAGCAAUAAAGAGCGAUGUUAUUUUGUUGAUAUUGGUUUUUGAGAGGAUGUGACAGCAAUCUGACCGAGACUGCAACACUUCCAGGUAUGUUGCCCUGAGACGGCAAUUGCCAUAUAGUAGGAGAGAAGACGUAGGAGUAACUAUUAUUUUCCCCACAUCUGUUAUCAGGAUGUCAGGCAUGGAUCAAGGCUCUUGUCUCGACAUCUCUAAGAUUGUCAAUUCAAGUUCCCCUCCAAAGACUUGGGCACAUAAUCCAGGUUGAAAAUUCAGUGCAGUGCAGCACUGUCAGAGGGAUUUUAUUUCAGGCUUCACAGGUUGAACUGAAGUCCCGUCUGCCCUCCAAAGAUCAAUGUAAUAUGCUCCAUUACUAUAUUCAAGAAAGUGCAGUGAAAAUCUACCUGACCAACAGGAAUACAUAUGAUACAGUCACAGGUAACUGCUUGUUGCAUUAACGUUAUCUGUGGGACCAUGCAGAAUGUAAAUUUGGUUGUCAGGUGUCGUAUGUUUAGAAGAAAGGUUUUACUUAAAAUGAAAAUGUUGUCGGCCAUGAACGCUUUGACAAGUUCUGAGGUUCUGAAAGGUAUUCCUAAAGUUCUUCUGACAGAAGCAGUAGUUCGGUCAUAAAUGAUGAUGUUGGGUUUGGUAUUUUGAAAAUGAUUUUGCUGAAUGCUUUUUCAGUGCAGAGUGUAUAUAUUUCAGGGCACGAGCAAGUUGAGGGUGCGACCCCCAACCCUGUCAGGUAUUCUUAGAGCAGCAGCAAACAUCUACAAAUCGACAACACAAUCCGAAGAUCCUUUCCCUUUUGUUGCAGCUUCAAGUGACAGAGGUCGUUGUAUUCCUAUUUGAAUGCUAAGCUACUGCUGCAGGUAUUGGGACUGAACGAAAAUGCCAGUGCAUCUGUGAGAUAGGAGAAGGAGCGUACCUCCCAAACCAGGAUCUCCUGUUCAUCUUCCAGAGAUCACUUAUUGAUUGUGCCAUUACUUCUUUCACAAUGGCCAAUGCAUUUGAAAACAAGUCUGACAUCUGCCAAAGCCACCGCUAUCAUUUCUUCAUGUCACUAAUAUAUCAAGGCAGCGCAUCAGCCUCACUUGCCUGCCUGAGAGAUACACAGUUUUGAUUUUAGUUCUUAAAUGUUGAACAUCAAGGGAGAGGCACAAAUUAAGGUGUUGGAUUUAUACUUUAAAAUAAAAAUGAUUAAUUCUUUCUUC